AUUCAAGAAGUGAUGCUGAAAAGUGAAGCAAUAAGGAUAUCCGCUUGAAUAUUGGAAGUUUUAAUUUUUUAUAUAUUUUUUUUUAUAUCACAAUGACAACCAAGUCUUCACUACUUAAAGUCAUCCUCCUUGGAGAUGGGGGGGUAGGGAAGAGCUCCCUUAUGAACAGAUAUGUCACAAACAAGUUUGACACUCAGUUAUUUCAUACAAUAGGAGUGGAGUUCCUGAAUAAGGAGCUGGAAGUUGACAACCAUUCAGUCACCAUGCAGAUCUGGGACACUGCUGGUCAGGAGCGUUUCAGAAGCCUAAGGACCCCUUUUUACAGGGGCUCUGACUGUUGUCUACUCACCUUCAGUGUGGAUGAUUCUCAGAGCUUCCAAAAUCUGAACAACUGGAAAAAAGAAUUUAUCUACUAUGCAGAUGUCAAGGAUCCAGAAAGUUUCCCAUUUGUGGUCCUGGGAAACAAAAUAGACAUGACAGAAAGGCAGGUGUCAUUGGAUGAAGCCCAGGCUUGGUGCAGAGACAAUGGUAACCAUCCUUACUUUGAAACCAGUGCUAAAGAUGCCACUAAUGUUGCAGCAGCAUUCGAAGAAGCAGUUCGAAGGGUUCUGGCUAUUGAAGAUCGAUCGGAUCAGCUUAUCCAUACAGAUAUGGUUAAUCUUAAUAGAAAGCCCAAGCCUAGUUCAAAUUGUUGCUGAAUCCUUGGAUUUUUGAAAGGCUUAUAGUUCCUCCUAUAAUUUAGCAGCACCCAGCAGCGUAUCUUCUGACUUACAGCAAUGUACUCCCAAUAACUUUAUGCCUUAACAGCAGGGACACACGGUAUGUCCUUCCUAUUCAGAUGAGCAAGCAUUAACGAAUUAACGACUAGCUAAUUUCUGAUUUGAAUGCUAAUUAUUAUUUUCCUAAAACUGGAAUAACCACAAAAUAUGAU
Molecule: messenger RNA, 931 nt
Organism: Pelobates fuscus (common spadefoot toad)
Lineage: Eukaryota; Metazoa; Chordata; Amphibia; Anura; Pelobatidae
Gene: RAB9A
Product: RAB9A, member RAS oncogene family
Exons: 2
Coding region: 93-698 (201 amino acids)
Biological process (GO): Rab protein signal transduction; retrograde transport, endosome to Golgi
Cellular component (GO): lysosome; late endosome; phagocytic vesicle
Molecular function (GO): GTP binding; GTPase activity
Source: RefSeq, a predicted model, not a curated record